CAUACGAAGCUAUUUAGACAAUUCUGAAUGGGUGUAAAAAUAGGAGGAGAAAUAGAGAGAAUUAACGGAAACGAAUUGUAUGAAGAAUUUGUGAAAAACUAUCUGGAGAAGAAUCAACCUGUUGUUAUCACUGGAUUAAUGGACGAUUGGAGAGCUUGUAAUGAUUGGGUUACCAAAGAUGGAUUGCCUAACCUCAGCUUCUUCUCUUUAAAUUUUGGGAAAUCAAAAGUUCAGGUUGCAGAUUGUGGGAGGAGAGAGUUUACUGAUCAGAAAAGAGUCGAAAUGUCUGUCUCAGAUUUCAUAGGGAACUGGGUUGAUUUUUCUUCUAAAGAGUGUAGCAGUGCUUCUAGUUGUGAAGACAGCAAUGAGUCACUAUUAUAUUUGAAGGACUGGCAUUUUGUAAGAGAGUACCCCGAUUACAUAGCAUACACAACUCCAUUAUUUUUUCUUGAUGAUUGGCUCAAUUUGUAUCUUGACAGCUAUAAUAUGCAUAUGGAUGAGACCUCUCAAGAUAAAAAUGAAGUUAAUUGCUCGGACUAUCGUUUUGUUUACAUGGGAUCCAAAGGUACUUGGACUCCUCUCCAUGCUGAUGUUUUUAGGUCGCAUAGCUGGUCGGCAAACGUCUGUGGGAGGAAAAAAUGGCUUCUUCUAUCUCCUUCCCAGAGUCAGCUUGUGUUUGACAGGCACAUGAAAAGUUCUGUCUAUGACAUAUUUGAAGAUGUUUCUGAAACGAAGUUUCCAGGCUGCAAUAAGGCUAUCUGGUUAGAGUGUAUUCAAGAGCAAAAUGAAGUUAUCUUUGUACCCAGUGGUUGGUAUCAUCAAGUACAGAAUAUGGAAGAUACAAUAUCCAUAAACCACAACUGGUUCAAUGCACAUAACCUAUCCUGGGUAUGGAAAUUACUUCUUAAAGACUACAACGAGGCAAAAGGGUAUAUAGAAGACAUCAGAGACAUAUGUGAUGAUUUCGAAGGUCUCUGUCAGCGCAACCUUGCUAUCAAUACAGGGAUGAAUUUUCCUGACUUCUUCAUCUUCAUCAUUCGAUUCUCCUUAGCCAAUUUGUUUCAACUAUGCUCCUUAGUGAAAGACCAUAAAAUUAAGGUCCAUGAUCCAUUUAUGGCUCAGCACACAAUGUCUAACCUUGCAUCCAUUAAGCAAGUGGUCUCAGACAUGGAAAAUUUCCUUCAAAAAUUGGGUUUCUGUUUAGAUGUGAAAGAAGUAUUGAAGAAACCAGAUUUCAUGAAGCUGUGCAUAGCAAUGGGUGUGACAUGCAGAAGAUUGAGAGAUGAGCAAUGGAAACACAAUUUUGAUACUACGGAAGUUGAUUGCGGAGAUUUCUUACACUCCAUUGAUGAUUCUUGUGGUAAGGUCUACUCUCCGAAUGAUCUUGUCAAACUUAUAAACCAUGUUGCUACUGAUCUUAGUGCAAUUUUUGGUGAAGUUAAACUUUAAUUAUUGAUUUAAAACCAUGUUGUCACAUUUAUACUUUCUAUAUCUAUUUUCCCUGAGUGACUAUUCCU
Messenger RNA from Papaver somniferum (opium poppy), 1517 nucleotides. RefSeq names its product jmjC domain-containing protein 4-like. NCBI's taxonomy places the organism in Eukaryota, Viridiplantae, Streptophyta, Magnoliopsida, Ranunculales, Papaveraceae. Gene Ontology annotation, biological process: negative regulation of gene expression; protein hydroxylation; positive regulation of translational termination. Bases 28 to 1449 code for a protein of 473 amino acids. The record is from RefSeq and is a predicted model, not a curated record. Gene Ontology annotation, cellular component: cytoplasm; nucleus. The transcript is spliced from 8 exons. Gene Ontology annotation, molecular function: histone H4R3 demethylase activity; sequence-specific DNA binding.